ACGACAUGUUCAGGAAAAUUGACUGGUAAAAACAACAGAAAAAAUGGUGACGAUAGACUGAGUGUCAGGUAAAAGCGUUAACAUAAUGGCACCGCGCUCGCGCCACCCUUCAAAGGGUGGUAUGCGCAGAGCGUCGGUGGCCACGACCCAGACCAUAACCAUGGCGCGGACAAAAAUAACUACAUGUCGUAGUCUUUAUUUCUUGCUUCCGACAUGGUGCCUUCUCGAUGCAGGAGGUCUUGGCUCUCAUGCAUUUCGUUUGCGGGUGUCAAGAUCAGGGAAGAAUCGAGUUCGAGGAUCAUCUUCAACGCGACGUCAGUAUACAGAGAAGAAAGAAGGAACCACCUCAUCCCGCGACAUCGCCAUGAAGAUGAACGAUGUGACAUCAGGACUGACUACGCUGUCGCACGACUUCAACCAACACGUUUUGCAUGAGCGUCUACAGGCUUUCGCAGACAACGCCGAUGCGACACUGGAAACGCAUUUAGCUGAUAUGAAGCUAUUGAGGCAGCAGAUGAAUGCUAGGAGAAACAACGCAGAUAUUCUACGAACAACAACCGACAAGCAGAUCGAAAUUCAAGUGGACGAUUUGAAUGACGUACUCUUCACUAUGAUUUACACUGGUAAGUCACCAUAUAUUGUCUCCGAUUUUCUUUGAAAUCUCAUUUGAUCUCCAUUCCAUCUUGACUUUGACAUCCGCAUAUCCCACCACAACAUCAUGCACAACCAGGCCAAAGACGCCUUCGUCGAGUUUCUGAAUGGUGUACAAGCCGGUGCUUUCUCUGGCAACGACGCUAAGGAUGCUGCAGAGCAAGAGGCAAAUGCCCUUCGGAAUGUGCUGAAUCUGGUCGCUUCUGAACCCUCUGCCGGCUCCCUUCGUGGCUCCCUAGAGCAAAUGAUCGCUGAUACGGAUAAUGAUGGCGCUCUCGCGGCUGAGAAAACUGCUGAGCUGGCAGCUCUCACUCAAGAUGCUGUUUCGAAGAUACAGAAGCAGAUCGAUUUGACGACUGAAGAGUUGGAUUUCCUGAUGGAAAAGAAGCAGAAUGCAACUGGGGAAUUUUUUAGAUCGAAGUAUUAUAUCAACCUAAUUUGCUUAAAUGAUUUCUUGUUAGGAACAACUUUCCAUGCACGACUAGUGCUACAAGAAGAACUGCUCUUAUCACCUCAUCUGUAUUGACUUCCAAAAAUAGAUACCACUCAUCAAGAAUCAACCAUCCCAUGGAAGUAGUUCCCCUCACAAUUAGUACGAUUCAACAGCAACAACAUCACUAUGAGGUACGUUUCCUCCUCCCUCGACGAUGUGAUUACUGCGUCUCGCGAAGAGCUCACCCUGGUCGAGGAAUUGGAACAAAAAGUUCGGCCAAUGACGCAGCGCAAUGUGGAGAGGAUACAACGGAUUGGUGAGCACGAGAUUGCCAUGGUCAAACUCAGCCAAGACAUUGAGGCCUUUGAAGGCUGCGUAGCGGCCUCUGGAGGUGGAGCAGAGGCAGAAGAAGCUGUGGAUGACUGUCUAGGGGAAAUCGGUAGAGAGUACACUGCCAGUGGAGAGAACCGAACGGAACUGGCUAUGCAGAGUAUCCAGUUUAUCGGUUGCUACGAAGACAAGGGCGAUCGCGCUAUGCCGCACAUGAUUCCCGGAGCCCGCACUGUCUCGCAGUGCUCGCAGGACUGCGCUGAUUUUGGGUUUUUCUUAUGAGACAACGACAGAAUCUAGCUCUAGCUCGUCAAGUUCCAAAAUGAUUUUUGUAUAAUUCAACUCGAACAAGAAGGUCAAUCAUGUAUAUCUAUGGAAAUUCACUAGUUGAGUCCAAGUGCCAGACCCAAUGUACCUCCUCUUCAUGCUCUGCCAUCCAAUACGGCGCUCAGUGUUUCUGCGGAAACGAAGGAGAGUACGAAAAAUACGGUUCUCAUCCCGAUGCCGAAUGCAAAAGUCCUUCCAACUCGCCACCCUGUGUCGACCCUAGUACUGACAGAAUGUGCGGUGGCCCAUGGCGCAAUGCUGUUUUUCGACAACCGAGUGCGUCCAGCUUUUUGUCGGUUUCUAUGUCGAAGAAGAGUGCUCCAUCAAGAACGAAUGCUCCUUCUCCUGCGGUUGUGAACAAAGGGAUCCCAACAUCGCUAGAGGAUCAUAGUCUCCUUGCCAAGCUGAACCUUAAAAGCAAUCUAGUUGCACCGGAUCGUGUCGUGCCUAGUCCGAGCACCUCCACUUCUUCUAUUGCGGAAAAGGACAACAGAGUAGCACGCGCAAAUCGCAAGAACCUCCUUUCCAGUGCACGCAGCAAGCUGCGUGAUGCGAUGUCUGAAAUGAGUGGGAAGAAAAAACAGGAAACAAGCGAUGAAAGCAGUACAAGAGCCACCGCGUUACCAGUACGUCGGCAGCGAGACUCUGAAGUUGUCAGAUCCUCUACUUCGACAAGAAGCACUGCGCCAAGCAUCUCUUCGUCUUCCACCUCGCGCCUAUCUUCAUCCACUUCAGCAUCCCAGUCACCUCCACGGAUAACGACUCUGUCCGACCACAAAAACGACGCUUCUUCCGAGAAGAUUCAACUGGCAGCUGAUGUGCUGAUUCAAGUAUCUAGGGCUUUCGGAAAUCAAUUCCCUGCGCUAGCGGCCUUUGGACAGCGCAUGCUGACUCAAGACGCGGAAACUGACGUGAGAGCAUUGAAUUUGCUUGAAAAACAGCUGCAGACAAGAGAGGGCAGAGCGUCAUUGGGGUUUCAACUUAUGAAACAUUCGCCUAUUUACUUUGCUUUUUCCCGUUGUAACUAACGUACAACAACCCUUUGGUUGCUUUUCCUGAUUCCUCUUCUUUCCUCUCUCCCCCUCCAUUCCUAAAAAGAACAAACACCUCUCCCAUCUUCAUCCCCCGCACCGCAGCCUCUCGCGGCAUGUGCAGUCCGGAGCAGUUGAAUAAUGCGCGAGAACGCGUCACAGCAGCUCUGGACAAGAAAUUGGCAACUGAAAAGGACCUCGUGGAAGCGCAAGGUCGUGCUGCUGUGCUGGAGGCGGUGGCUCACGUUCAUAGCCAAUCCAUUGCCUUGGAACAACAAUUGUUGCUUAUGAUUGAAGUGAGAAGUCAUAGUCUAUCAUUCAUCAGAAUCAGCUUGAUGCUCAAACGUUGAACGUCAAAUUCGUUUAAUACUAAGUAAAGGUAAAAAAAACACUUCGAAGAUUUAGCGCUAGUGUCUACCGAGGACCCAUCAUGAAAAUACUAGAUCAUACUCUAACUCUCGAAUGGGUGAUGAGACCUGGACUGCCAUAGAUGAGGAGUGCCGCAAGGUGAUUGCAGACUUGGAUGGUGGCGGGCAAUCAGACGCCGUAACACAGCUGAAGGGAAUGGGAACUACUUUUGUUUAUGUCCUCAUGGUUUCUCUCCACGCAAGGUUUCUCUCCACUUCCUUCAAAUGAAUCCAUGAAUAAUGAGUCACUUUUUCUGAAGUUCUCUGUCUUCCUUGUCUGACUAACAACUGUGAAUUUGUAGCCCUCCGAAGGCUCACAAGUGAGAAGAUAUUCUGACUAACAACUGUGGAGAUCAUGUAGCGGUCCGAACCCUCACAAGUCGUGAGAAGGUAUUUUUCCAUCACCUUUGCAUCCUCCCUUCUUUCAUUCCCUCGCGGGCAGCGACCUUCCGAAAGGGCUUCAAGCUGAGGUGACCACAGCUCUGGAAGCAUUUGAAGAUGAGGUGGGUCAAUUCCGCGAUGACCUUGAGGAAGAAUGUGUCAACCACACAGCGUCUUUUCUAAAAGCGGUCAGGAAGCACAUGACUGGACUAGAGAGUGAAGAAGGCGCAGGUGCAGCGGGUGUUGGUUUAUGGACCAAGGGCUGCUUUAUUUUCAUCUGGGUAUUAUUGAGUAAAGUGGAAGAAAUUGUGAUUCUUCCACUUUAAGUCUACUUCAAAAAUUGAGUUACAACUCUCAAUAACCGUGUCUGUAGUAACCAUUUCUCUAUUCUUCUCCCUAAUGGCUAAUGAUUGAAAGCAUGCUGCUCAUCUCCACCUGUAGUUUUUUCUAAUCGAUUCCACCGCGUCCUCCGUCGAUGCUGAAGUGAUCGCAAAACAGGCUGCAUUGGCGACAGCCAAGAGUGAGUUGGACGCGGCACGUGAGGCUUUCGACGACAUCGCUGCGACUUGCCCUGGAACACCGUCAGAGGGCGCGCAGGAAGUGAGCCUGAGGGCUGUACAGUUUGCGAAGCAGGUACUGGAGGGGUCUAGAAGGGGAGCAGAGCAGGUGUAGAACAGGAAUUGUACUUGUAGCUGCAGUUGCAUAUGAUACAGGGGUGAGUCUAAGUAGACGUGUAGUAGCGUGUUUACUUCUUUUUUCUCUUUGUCUGUUGCCCGCGAAAUGCACUCUCUCCGGCGCCCUCCAGACUGUCUGGAGCCAUGGCCCCUGAAAUCAAGCCAGAAAUCUUCUAAUUCUAUAAUUCUAACAGAAUGUUGAACUGUGAAUGUACAGUCCUUAUCUUAUGGCACACAGGGGGUUUCGUUGUUCUGAUGGCCACGUAUUAAAAGGCAUUUCAAGAAAGAAACUUAGUGGUCCUUCGUUUGACAUUGUUUUUUCCCUAUAUGCAUGUACAACUUCCUUGCACUUCUUGCCCAUCUACGCUCUGACGUAACAAGACUGACAGGAGCAGGAAAGAUAGUCGCGGCGGGGCGCGUACGAGCCGUCGUCCAAAAACACAAACAUGAUGUUCCUCUCAACAUUGAGACGACCACAAGCGCAUGAGAUCAUACUUGAAGACUUCGC
Messenger RNA from Amoebophrya sp. A25, 4742 nucleotides. The record is from the annotation of a GenBank genome assembly. Lineage: Eukaryota; Dinophyceae; Syndiniales; Amoebophryaceae.